AUGACGACUACAAGAAAAUUACGAUGUUGGGAAAUAUUGCUUAUCCUGUUGUCUACUGUUCUGGUAUCAAGAUCCGAAGUUAACGUAGCCUUAUUGAAGAGAGCUGAGCAGAGCAGCAAUGUUAGAGUUAACUGGGUAGCAGGUAACGUUUUGGAUGGCUGUACACAGACAACUAUAGGAUCUGACUGCUGUACACACACAGAUGGUGAUGGUCAAAAACAGGCUUGGUGGCGUGUAGACUUGAGUGAGCUGAUUACAAUCAAUAGGAUCACUAUAUAUUACAGAGGUGGUUUUCAACACAGAUUUGCUGGGUAUCAGCUCUACUUGUCUAACACCACCGAUAGCCCUACACAAGGUGUCCUUUGUUAUGAGGACAAGAGUAGUACUAAAGCUCAGGUACAGUUGUUGGUGACACAUCAGUGCCCGUAUGUAGCUCGGUAUGUGACCGUCUACAACUAUAGAAACAACACCAAACGCUACCCUUGGUAUGAUAAUUAUGCCAUUCUCGAGUUAUGUGAGGUGCAGGUAUUUGGAUGUCACGUAGGGCAGUACGGUGAUGGUGACUGUAACAGCAGUUGCCUCGGAAACUGUUAUGGCGGUAACUGUAACUCUACAACCGGAUCCUGCUUUUAUUGUUUUCCGGGAAAGUAUGGCGAUUACUGUAACAACGAUUGCUCCACGAAGUGUAAAGACAGCAUGUGUGAGGACGACGGAUAUUGUUUUGAAUGUUUUCCUGGAAAGUAUGGUUAUUACUGUAACAGCGAUUGCUCCACGAAUUGUAAAGACAGCAUUUGUGAGAAAGACACAGGAUAUUGUUCUGCAUGUGAUCCGGGUAUUUAUGGGAAUAGCUGUAACCAGAAAUGUUCCAGUAACUGUAAAGACAACACUUGUGUACAAGGGAAUGGAUUCUGCAAAGGCUGCGAAAACGGGUUUUUCGGUCCCGAAUGCAACCCCUGUUCGACUGGCUGUGCCAAUCCCACCUGCAACAAAUCAUUUGGAAAUUGUAGUCGAUGUAAUGCAGGAUUCCAUGGCAACAAGUGUGAUCAGAGUUGUCCUGCUAACUGUAAAGACCAACUGUGUAUACAGAACUCUGGAGACUGUACAGGAUGUAAAGAUGGAUAUUUCACCGACCACUGUGAUAGGAGCUGUCCGUCCUCCUGUACGACAGACGUUUGUGAUUUGAUUACAGGUUACUGUUUGGCCCCUGCACAGCCUACACAGCCAGGCAGUUUUAAUAUAGCCGCAGCUGGAAUAGGGAUCACAUCAGGAUUGGUUAUUCUGGCUCUGGUCGUAUUGGUCAUCAUAUUGGUCAGACGUCUCUCAAGAUACAAACGCGACAAUAUGAAUUCAACUCAUAUGACAGAUUUGUCUCAGUCUGUGAGGCGAGAAGAGUUACAGAAAAACACAGAAGGCACAUACGACGAAAUAGGAUCCCACACCAUGACACAACCUACCGAGACGAACAGAACCGAUGCAAAUUAUGAACAACUGAAUGCGUUGGAGAGAGAGCCCUCACAUGUUUAUGAGACUGCCUAGACGGUUGUUUAACAAAUUAGGGAACAAAAGAAGGCACAUACGACGAAAUAGGAUCCCAUACCAAGACACAACCUACCGAGACGAACAGAACCGAUACA
Mizuhopecten yessoensis (Yesso scallop) is the source of this 1634-nucleotide messenger RNA. RefSeq names its product scavenger receptor class F member 1-like. Lineage: Eukaryota; Metazoa; Mollusca; Bivalvia; Pectinida; Pectinidae. The coding region runs from base 1 to 1536 and encodes 511 amino acids. The transcript is spliced from 13 exons. The record is from RefSeq and is a predicted model, not a curated record. Gene Ontology annotation, molecular function: scavenger receptor activity.